Molecule: messenger RNA, 3746 nt
Organism: Larimichthys crocea (large yellow croaker)
Lineage: Eukaryota; Metazoa; Chordata; Actinopteri; Sciaenidae
Gene: coasy
Product: CoA synthase
Exons: 10
Coding region: 228-1907 (559 amino acids)
Biological process (GO): coenzyme A biosynthetic process
Molecular function (GO): dephospho-CoA kinase activity; ATP binding
Source: RefSeq, a predicted model, not a curated record
UUCCCCCCGAACCAAUCCUCGUCCUCGUUGAAGAUUAGCAGGAAGCGCUCUGUCGUGUUCAGUAGAUAUGUGGACAGGUUUGUGUUGAUACUGUGAGAUUUACCUGUCGUCCACGUCGCUUCUGGACUCGUUAAACACAGCUCCUUCCAGCGUUUACCCACCCCCUCACCGAGACUCCUCAGACCCUGUGACGACUGUGAUGAUUCUCUGCGAUAUCAGCCAGUAACAUGUCCAUGUUCAGUACGGGCAUCCUGGUGCUGACGUCUCCUCUCCACACACUCCCCCUGCGCAUCGCUCCAGUGCUCAGCUCAGCUGCUCAGCUUGUAGAGCGCACGCUGUACGUCCACCUCCACCCCGGGCUCAACCUGGGAAGUGGGAGCCAGCCUCGGCCAGUCUUCAUUCCACCGGUGGUGGACCUGUCUGCGGUCAUUUCCCGCCUUUACAGCAACGCUGCUAACGUGUGCGGGCACCUGGAUGUCCGUGUUUUGCUCACCAACGUUCACGCUCAGUCAGCCGCCUGCAACGGGAACCAGGCGAUCCCAAACUGCCCUUUCCCGACACCACAAUCUCUGUCUCACUCCCCCGAGGUGGUGCUAACAGACUUUCCUCUGCAGGACCCCGGUCAGUCCCAUCAGGUUAAGCAAUGUCUGCAGAGGUACACGGGCCGCUGCUAUGUCUGCAGCCCCAGCCUGCACUCAGAGCUGCUUUACCCGCAAAUAAUGAAGCUGCAGGAGAAAGAGGAAGGGCUGAAAGAGCCCGAAGAAAAGGCAAAACCUUUGGAGACCUACAGUGACGUGGUGGUAGGGGGGACGUUUGAUCGGCUCCACGGGGCUCACAGGACUCUGCUCAACAUCUCAUGCCUGCUAGCCGACAGAAGGUUCCUCAUUGGUGUGUGUGACCAAGCAAUGCUGAAAAAAAAAGUGCUAAAGGAGCUGAUCCAGCCCUACUCUCUGCGGGUCCAGAAACUAGAAGAGUUCCUGCAAGACGUCAAACCUUCGCUGAACGUGGAGAUCGUGCCCCUUGAUGACCCCUUUGGAGCCUCUAUCGUUGACCCCUUGCUGCAGUGCAUUGUGGUUAGCGAGGAGACUAGAAAGGGAGGCGAGGCUGUCAACAAGAAACGCGCAGAAAAUGGCCUUCCAGCUCUCAUCCUCCACGAGAUCCAGUUGCUCAAAGAUGCCCACCACACUGAGAUAGAGGAAGAGAAGAUCAGCUCCUCCAGUCUGCGCUCUCGUCUGCUGGGCACCCUCCUUACUCCACCUAAAGACACAUCCCAUCUCCCUCCCCUUCCAUACGUGAUCGGCCUGACAGGAGGCAGCGGCAGUGGAAAGAGCUCCAUCGCCAGGCAGCUGGAGGCUUUGGGUGCAGUCCGGAUUGACUGCGACAAGCUGGGCCAUGAGGUGUACCAGCCAGGCACAGCAGCUUAUCACAGAGUGCUUGAAGAAUUUGGGUCAGAUCUCCUGAAUGAAGAUAAAACCAUCAACAGACGAGCACUAGGAAAGAAGGUUUUUGGAAACCAGGAGCGGUUAAAAGCCCUAACAGACAUUGUGUGGCCUGAGAUUGCACUUCUGGUGAAGAGCAUAAUCAGCCAAGCCAGAGAGGAAGGUAAACAGGUUUGCGUGGUGGACGCGGCAGUUCUUCUGGAGGCCAGCUGGACGGACAUGGUCCACGAGGUCUGGGUCACCGUCAUCCCCGAAGAGGAGGCAGUGACGAGGAUAACGGAGCGAGACGGUGUGACCAAAGAAGAAGCCCUGCGUCGGCUACAGAGUCAGUGGUCCAACAGCAAGCAAGUAGAGCACGCCAACGUGGUGCUCAGCACGCUGUGGCAGCCAGAGGUCACUCGAAAACAGGUACUGAAAGCGUGGGAUCUUCUUCAGAAGAGACUCCAGAAAAGGCAACAGGCACAGUAGGAAUGUGCUUUAUCACUACAUCAUCUCAGCUGUGACGUACAGAUCAAGCAUGUAUCGGGCCCAGGGUCACGUGCACACAAAUGACCGAUCCACACGAGGAAACGCUGCCUUAGAAAGAAGCGAGGGUGGUUACUGUGCUUUUGCAGCAAAACCCAGCGAGCUUCUUCUUUGACCAAGACUCAGUGCCUGAUUGACUUUCCACAGGUUUUUAAACUCUAGUUCUAGAUGCUUAGCGAAAAUUAAAUAUCGAUGGACGAGGAAAAACACAGCUUUAGAAAUGAUCCCUAACAAAAUGAUUUCUGGAAAUCUGGAUGCUUGGGAUUAAUAAAGUGUUAUCCAAAGAAUUGUAGGUCUGUUUUCAUCCAAAUAUGUUUUUAUGAAUGGCCCACCUUCCUUUUUAAAGCAUCACUAUGCAACUUGCCAUUACAGUUUCAGAGUGCAAUUUAAUUUUACACUACUGUCAUAUGGAGGCCAGACCAACCAGGACUGUGAUUUGAAUCCUGUUUAUGAGAAAUUGCUGCUCUGCCUCAACUCUCGUGAUUUUAUGGAGUUUCCCAAUGGACAGAUUUCCAGGCCCGGUUUCUGUGCUAGGGCUGUAAACACCCAUACUACAGGCAGGGUCAGGGGCUUGGUUAACCGAGCUAACUAACUAUAAGCAGCACCUUUGGUGGUUACUUAAGCAACAGGUCAAGCUAUCUGUCCAUUAGGAAAACAGUAUAAAUCAGAUAUUCUCCAUGGAAUAUUAUCUAGUUUUACCAGAAUCACUGAUUAAGGUAUAUACUAAAUAAAUACUAAAUAAAAAAAUAAACACUCUGCUCUGGCAUCUCCUUUUCUUUUCCAAAUUCUAGUCUCAUUCAUGUUUUGAUAAACAAAUUCACUGCAGCAUAUUGCUAUUUUCCAAGUUACCAUAGCUGUCGUGUUUCAUGGAACCUCUCUUUAACUGGAGACCCAUACUUGGUGGCGGUGUGAGACUUAGUGCCAUAAAGCUUGAGGAUCGUACCUGCUCAGCCCAAUUUAAGUAAAAGAACGACAGGCGGUCAGGGCACUGGGUGAGAAUCGAAUGAUUUUGAAGCUGCUGUUUUAGUAUGAAAUAGUUGUGUGAUGUUGCUUUAAAUGGAUACUGUUGGUUAAAUGAUACAGCCCAACAUUCAGUGAUUCCUACAUCAUUUUAAAAGUCUAAUAAAAUAAAUGGAGUUUAGAAAAGUGACUAAUGGUACGGGAAAAGUGAGAUAACAUGUUGAAACUGUGGAAAUCAUACAUAGAAUGAAAUGUUUAUUAUUGAAGCUUCAGUGCUCAGAUAAUUUUUUUAAAUAAUUCACUAUAAAUGACCACACAAGGUACAUUAUGUAGAAUUAUGUGCAAUAGAUGAGAAUGAUUGUCAGUGCUGUGGUCAUGUUGAAUGGCAAAAUAUACUUGGAAAUGAAAAGAAAGGUCAUGAGUUGAUUAAUGAAAUAGUUAAAGUUAUCAGGCUGAGAUAAAUAUCUUAGGAACGUUCAUGAAAUUCUGAUCUUUCAAAAAUAAUGUCUCUGAAAGUAGCGGAAAAAGCUAAAAAGGACAGCAGAGUGGAAAUAAGUCAUGAUGUGUUUUAGUAAAUUUCAUCUUCUCCGAUACCACAGCAUAAAAAAUUAAAAACAAUUGUUUACGUGAGACUAAAAUACUGCUUUGUUGCUUUAGCCAUACCUUCAACAUUACAAGACUUGUCCAAUUAUGUAAUAAUAAUGUAAUGUGGUCAAUACGGUUUGUGAGAAAUGUCAAGUGUCUUUGAUUCUCAUCGUCCUGCAUGUUAUCUCACUGGAACACUUUAAUAAACUGGCAUUAAAUGAAAUGUUUAACCUCCAA